AUGUGCUUCACCUUUUCUCGAUUGUUUGCUUUCUAUCUUACAAGUGUAAUAAUCAACGAACGUUCUUUUCUUCUUUUGUUAUUUCUCUCUUCUUUCUUUUUCUCUUUCGUUCUUUCUUUCUUUCUUUCUUUCUUUCUUUCUUUAUUUGUUUAUUUAUUUGUUUAUGUAUUUAUGACACAUCUGUUCAUCACUACUCUGAUAGAUUGCAUUUUUUGUUGCUCACUUCCCAUCUUAGAAAUCUUUCCAUUCUCCCUCUUUUAUUGUUUUUCCUUCCUUCCGCCCUUCCUCCCUUCCUUCCUUCUAUUCUUCCUUCCUUCUUUCCUUCCCCCCUCCCAUUCUUUCUUCCUUCCAUUCUUCCUUCUUUCCUGCCUUCCUUCCUUCCGCCCUUCCAUUCUUCCUUUCUUCCUUCUGUCCUUCUAUUCUUCCUUCCUUCUAUUCUUCCUUCCUUCUUUCCUUCCCCCCUCCCAUUCUUCCUUCCUUCCAUUCUUCCUUCUUUCCUGCCUUCCUUCCUUCCGCCCUUCCAUUCUUCUUCCUUCCUUCCUUCCCCUUCUAUUCUUCCUUCCUUCUAUUCUUCCUUCCUUCUUUCCUUCCCCCCUCCCAUUCUUCCUUCCUUCCAUUCUUCCUUCUUUCCUGCCUUCCUUCCUUCCGCCCUUCCAUUCUUCCUUCCUUCCUUCUGUCCUUCCAUUCUUCCUUCCUUCUGCCCUUCCCUCUGCCCUUCCUUCCUUCCUCCCUUACUUCCUUCCGUCCUUUCUUCCUCCCUUACUUCCUUCCGUCCUUUCUUCCUCCCUUCCUUCCUUCCGCCCUUCCAUUCUUCCUUCUUUCCUUCCUUCCGCCCUUCCUUCCUUCUUUCCUUUCUUCCAUUCUUCCUUCCUUCCAUCUUUGCUUCCUUCCUUCCGCCCUUCCUUCUUUCCUUCCCUCCGCCCUUUCUUCUUUCCUUCCCUCCGCCCUUCCUCCCGCCCUUCCUCCCUUAUUGUCUUUCAUUUCUUCCUGCUUUAUUGUAUUUCUUUACUCCCUUCCAUCCUCUCUUCCUUCUUUAUUUUCUGUCUUUGCAUCCAUCCUCCCUUCUUUAUUGCAUUUUCUUUCUUCAUUCAUUAUUCUCUUUCUUUCCUUCCUUCCUUCCUUCCUUCCUUCCUUCCUUCCUCCCUUCCUUCCUUCCUCCCUUCCUUCAUUAUUGUCUUUCCUUUCUUCCUUCCUUCCUUCCUUCAUUAUUGUCUUUCCUUUCUUCCUGUCUUCCUUCUUUAUUGUCUUUCUUUCUUUCUUUCCUUCCUUCCUUCCUGCUUUAUAGUCUUUCCUUUCUUUCUUUCUUUCCUUCCUUCCUUAUUGUCCUUCCUUCCUUCUUUACCUCCUUCCUCCCUUCCUUCCUAUUGCAUUUCCUUCCUUCCUUUCUUCAUUCCUGCUUUCAUUCUUUUUUUUUUACUUCUUUUUUCUAUUUCUUUCCUUCCUUCCUUCAUUUCUUUCUUUCUCUGUGUAUGCGAGAGAUGCAGACAUUCCCUUAAACAAUAG
Messenger RNA from Acanthosepion pharaonis, 1503 nucleotides. NCBI's taxonomy places the organism in Eukaryota, Metazoa, Mollusca, Cephalopoda, Sepiida, Sepiidae. The record is from the annotation of a GenBank genome assembly.